AGCAACCCAAUCAAUUUUCGUAUGCUGACUCACUCCUACUGUCACUCUAGAAAUUGGCCAAGUGUAACCACUUCCUAAAGCGUAGUAUAGCGGGUUUGGGUUUUAAUGUCAACCCGGGUCCUAGAUUUAAUGACUACUCGGUGAAUUCUUGUUAUCUAGCAAUGAAACUUUAGUGCAAGUCUAAACUAACAAACAAGCAAAGCAAGUAAACGGUUGUUUUCAGGUUAAGAGAGGUCACUCGGAUAUGGUUCCCCCUAGACUGCAGUUAAGUCGGAUUGCAAUUACCAAGUUCAAUUUCUAUGAUAGUUAUACUGCGGAAGGUUCUUAAGCAGUCUGAAGUCUCGACUAAAGGUCUCCAGACCCUCUCAAUCUGAGUCUCUAGCGGGCGACUAACCUCCACCGGAGUAAACAGAUUGAGGCCCUAACGAACAAAACCUCCACUACCGAAGUGACUUCGGUACAUAAUAGUGAGUUGGCUCCUCGACUAAAGUCACCAACUCCCUACCUUCAAUCAAGGAUGCUCUAUCAACCUAGGCAGAUAUUCUCAUUCUAGGUUAAAGCAGAAACAACAGGAAUUUGAUCAGGAUUCAUGCCAUUCAAUCAUUCAAACCUCAAUUGAAUAUAAUCAAAUCAUAGAAUCAGUACUUGGGUUCAUACAAUCAAACCUAACAUACAAAUCUAGGGUUUCCCAUACCCAGAUGAAUGGGAGAACUACUCCAUGGAGAAAGAAGCAAAAGCAGAUUCAGACGCGGAAAUCAUACUGUGAAGGAUGGAUUUCUGCUCCUGGACGUUGAUCGGCACUCCUCCAAGCUCAAGCCAAGCUCCAAUGGUGAUGAAGAUCAAGCUAGGGCACUUGGGAACUCUUGUUCGUCGCUUUCUCUCUCUAGGAAUCGCUCUGUCUCUCUAAAACUCGAAUCCCCUUCUGUUUUGGCUGAAAUCUGCCUAAAAGGGCAUCACUGGGCAAAACACGGUCGAGGGCACGGCCGUGCUUUGCUCCAGCCCUCCCGUGCUUUGCCCCGUGUUAAAAACACGCCCGCGCGCAUCGGCCAAAACACGGUCGUGCCUAAAUAUGGGCACGGCCGUGUUUUGAUGUAGGCGCGCCCGUGUUUUUACUGCCGAACCUGUUCCCCUAUAUUCAAUGCUUCGUUUCUCCCUCGUCCGGACUCCGAAUCAGUCGUCGUUUGAUCCCAGACGCUCGUAGUCUUGUCCUCUUUCUUUUCAUGACAAGCUUGCAUGAUUCUUUGUCCAUAAAGUGAGGUAGAAAUCCAUUCUUCUUCAGGUCCUGCCCGAGUUUCUUCUCCCGAAUCGCCAAUUGAUCUCUGAGUGACUUGAAACUUGCGCCUAUGCUUCACUUUAUGUGCUAGGACCUGAAAUGUGACAAAGGAACAUAACCUAGCGUAAAAUAGGCCAAAGACGCGAUAAUUUAAUCUCAAACGAUCAAGAAACAAAGGGGAAAACAUGUGCAAAUAUCGAGUCAUCAUAUGCAUUCUACUCGGAAAUGCAGCAAGUAAUCACACGGAUCAUUUAAGUCAAAUCUAUGCAUAUUACUAACAAAAGCAGGUGAGAAAUCACCUGAAUACCAAUGAUGGGCCUGGAUACGGAGAGAGAGGCCCCAACUAGUGUGGAUGCUGCUCUACUAACAAAAGCAGGGAUGUAGAAGGAAAGGUGUAUUCUUAUCUCUAACAGGGAGCAAGAGAGAACCACGCUAGAAUCCAAAUCAAAUAAAAACCCGAACACUAGUGAGAAAGGACGCAGAGUGACUGACCGGAAUUGAGUGAGGCUGAGGACGGGUGGCGACGGGCGGAGUGGUGAAGGAAGAAGUUGCAUUCAGGUUUUGGAAUUAGGUUGCCGAAACUACAGUAAGAAGGAUAAAGAAGGAUACCUAAUACCACAGCCGAGGGGUUCGCGCAGACUUCUAUCUGGGCGUUACGAACCCAUCAAACCUACAGAGCCAUGGGAACAGCCAGACCAAUGCAGAAUGUUGGGACUUUUAGGGACGAGGGUAUAUGUACGAUAGCCCGAGAACCGGUCACUAGAAUUGUGAUAGAGUCGUGAGCUACGUUCAUUUUCCGAAAAGAAUAUUUCCACCCUCUACAAAGCUUUGGGUUACAUGAAAUUUCUCCCGAGGAUAAGACUAUCACCACUUUAGGUUCUAGGCUCAAGAACACUAAAGCAUACUUAGAAAAUUUUCGAAGAAAGAAGAAGAAUUUGUUUGAUCGUAUGUGGCAUCAUCCACCCCACACAUAUUUAUAGGGGCCGAAGCAGAAUCCAUGCAUUGUUUCAUGAAAGGUUGUCUUUAUCAAUACGAAAGGUUGCCAUUAUCCAUAUGAAAGGUUAUCCUUAUCCAUAUGAAGGGUUGCCUCUAUCCAUAAGGUUGUCCUUAUCCAUAAAAUAAUGCAACCGCCACUAGGCCACGGGAUGUGUCCCUUCAUGAAAUUAGAAUAUUGGUUCGGUCGGUCUAAUCCCAAACCAGUUGGUCGGUCCAACCCAAAAUCGGUUUGCCUUGGUUAGUCCGGUUCAACCAAAUUUCCAACAUUCCUCCCCCAUUUUAGUGUAUUCAUAGAAUUCACUAAAAUCACAACAUUCUUCCAACAAAACUUAAGCAUAAAUGAAAAUGUCGUGACGAUUGAAUUUUCAUCUUAGUAUAUUACACUUGACAAAUACUCGAAUUCAAAGGGCAUCAUUAACGAUUGAACCCAUUGACUCAUAUGAAUAUUUGAAGAUAAUAUACACUUAAGUUUUCA
This is a messenger RNA of Linum trigynum, 2744 nucleotides long. The record is from the annotation of a GenBank genome assembly. NCBI's taxonomy places the organism in Eukaryota, Viridiplantae, Streptophyta, Magnoliopsida, Malpighiales, Linaceae.